Molecule: messenger RNA, 1546 nt
Organism: Condylostylus longicornis
Lineage: Eukaryota; Metazoa; Arthropoda; Insecta; Diptera; Dolichopodidae
Product: nurim homolog
Exons: 4
Coding region: 200-961 (253 amino acids)
Cellular component (GO): nuclear membrane
Source: RefSeq, a predicted model, not a curated record
AUAGUAAAUGACAUAUUUUACCUCAUAAUAUUAUUUCAAAGAUUUUAUAUAAUUUUAAUGUCAAUAAAUUUAAAAAUAAUAGUAAAUACAUAGUCACAUAUAUAGAUAAUAUAUAUAAACAAUAAAUAUAGUAAUAGUAUAUAAAUACUCACUAGGAUUUCAUUUAAAAGAUUACAUAUACAUUAUAUAUUCCUGAAAUAUGGUUAAAAUAAAACAAAGUGUGUGCCUAAUACUUUCAUCAUUAGUUUUUGUGUACACUUUUUAUGUUGUUGGGAAAUUAAUGCUAUUUUUGUCAAAUCCCGGAGCUACUUCAAUAAAGUAUACAUGGAUUCUGAAUAUCCUAGAUAAUCAAUCGCGUUUGGAAACAGCCUUUGUGGCAUUAGUUUUUGAUGCAUUAUAUGUAAUUUUGUUCAUACUUCAACAUAGCUUAAUGAAAUCAAAUUUAAUCAUAGCUAUUUUUGAGAAAACUGGACUUGGAUUAAUAGAGAGAAGUGUUUACUGUCUGACAUCAUCGUUAUGUUUAUAUUAUUUAAUUGAAAACUGGCUUUCUGCUCCGACCAUUGUUUUGUGGCAAAUAAAUGUAGCAGACAAUCCUUCCCUGUGGUGGAUGUUUGUUCUUGUUCACGUUUUCGCAUGGAUUGUUAUUUAUGGAGGAAGUUUAAUUAUGGAUCUGCCAGAAAUUAUGGGGCUUAAACACGUGUACUACGAUAUUAAAGACUAUGCUCCUCCAAUGGCUUAUAAAUCUUUUGAGUUGAGACACUUGUAUGGACAUAUCAGACAUCCGUCUUUUAUUGGAUUUUUAAUUGUGCUUUGGUUUACAAAUUUAAUGACGGUGGAUCGUCUUCUUUUGUCAAUAAUGCUCAGUUUAUAUAUGUAUGUUGCAUGGUCUACCGAUCAUAAUGAUGUAAUUUAUCAAAAAUGUCAGCUGCAGCGAAAAAGAGAAGAAUUAAAGAGCCACUGAUUGAUCGAAUAAAAAUUUAACUACGUGCAACUUUUUAUAGUUAUUUUUUUAAGUUCUUAGUUUGCGACGCUAUGAAAGUCGAAAAGAAUUUAUUGUUGAAACAUCUGGAAAUAGUAAAAGAAACAUCUGGAAUUUGAAUUAAUAACAAUCAUAUUAACUCGUUUGAUGUAAGCAGAUUAACAAAAUUGUUAUAUUAUUUUGUGAAGAGUAGAUGGAUAUAAUUUUUUGUACAAAGUUUUAAAAUUAAUAGUUUUUACAUAUGUAAUUUUGUUUCACACCUCAUUGAAAUAAGACCUUGUAUUUUAUGAAAAUUCAAUGUAAAUAAUGAAUCUUAUUAACUUUUACUUUUUUUUUUGCUGAUGAUCAUUAACAUUUAAAAAAAAUUUGAGAAAUGAAAUUUUAACUUAAAAUAAAUCGCAAUUUAAAAUUCUUUUAGAAUAGAUAACUUUCAUUUUUGGAAACGGAAUAUGAUUUAAUAACUUUAAUGUGCAUAUUAGGAGGGAAACAUAAAAUUUUCAAUUUUGCCAUAGCAGGUUCAGAAAUUAUUAAAAAAUACCAAAUAUUUUUUUUCUUUGUUUACGUAUG